Messenger RNA from Triplophysa dalaica, 636 nucleotides. Its product is annotated as IGFBP domain-containing protein. Gene Ontology annotation, biological process: regulation of signal transduction; regulation of cell growth. Gene Ontology annotation, cellular component: extracellular region. The record is from RefSeq and is a predicted model, not a curated record. The transcript has 4 exons. The coding region runs from base 1 to 636 and encodes 211 amino acids. Lineage: Eukaryota; Metazoa; Chordata; Actinopteri; Cypriniformes; Nemacheilidae. Gene Ontology annotation, molecular function: insulin-like growth factor binding.
AUGAUAGGCAGCUUAGAGAUCACUCCACCUGAGCCGCAGGUGCUCCAGGCCUUGCACUGUCCAGCUUGUGAACGCAUUCAUUGCUCCCCACGUCGAGCCCUGAAGCUUCGGUGUCGAGGUGGCAUCACCACUGGGAUUUGUGACUGUUGUCCAGCUUGUGCCAAACUUGAUGGAGAAAGCUGCGGAGGGACGUGGGACUACCUGGGGAAGUGUGAUGAAGGUCUGUUGUGCAUUUACCAAGAAGGUGCAGAUGGCAAAGCAGAGGAACGCAAGGGAGCUUGCAAACCAGUGCUUGAGGUUCUCAAAACCAACACUUGUCGGCCCGACUGCACGUUGGAGUACUGCCAGUCAAAACCCAAUGAGAUUUGCUCAGCAAGAUCUGUAUCAAUGGAAAAGCGUGAGUGUGGAGGUCACUGCCAGCACACCACCUGCUCCAGCUGUCUGCUUCUCAUACCACCAUCAUGUCCUCAGUCCUGUUCCCCAACAGAUCACGUUUGUCUCCAUCGCUUUGGCAGAUGUGUACGUGGUCACCUAGCUGAGGAAAAACACCCUCCCAUCUGUCACCAGAACCUACAGAGUAAAUCUGAGGGAUUCUUUGUGUGUUUGGCGCCUGCCUGUCCAACUACAGCAAACUGA